AUGGAAGGAGGAAAUCAGUCUGCAAUCUCAGAGUUCAUCCUCCUGGGCCUUUCAGAUCAGCCAGAACAACAAAAGCUCCUGUUCUGCCUGUUCUUCCUUAUGUACCUAAUCACAGGACUAGGGAACUUGCUCAUCAUUCUGGCUAUUAGCUUUGACCCCCACCUUCACACCCCCAUGUACUUCUUCCUCAGUAACUUGUCCCUGGUUGACAUCUGCUUCACCUCCACCACCAUUCCCAACAUGUUGAGCAAUCACAUAUCCAAAAACAGAACAAUCCCUUAUUCUGGGUGCCUGACACAAAUAUUCUUCUUCAUUUGGUUUGGAGUUGAUACUGUCCUCCUUGCCACUAUGGCUUAUGACCGUUAUGUGGCUAUUUGUUCCCCACUACACUAUAGCACUGUCAUGACUCCAAAGGUCUGUAUCUUUCUAGUACUAGUAUCUUGGUUCUGGGCUUAUACUAAUUCCCUGACACACACUAUUUUGCUGACUCAGUUGUCAUUCUGUGACCACAAUGAAAUCCCUCAUUUCUUCUGUGACCUCAGUUUCCUGAUAAAGUUGGCCUGUUCAGAUACCUUCAUCAAUGACUUGCUUCUCUAUACAUUGGGCGGACUUACAAUAAUUCUCCCCUUCAUUGGAAUCCUCAUCUCCUAUGCACACAUUUUCAUGGGUGUAAUGAAGAUUUCAUCUAUGAGUGGGAAGAAGAAAGUUUUCUCCACCUGUGGAUCCCACCUCACUGUGGUCUGUCUCUUCUAUGGGACAAUUACUGGGGUGUAUUACAUUCCCACAUCCACCAACAUAACCCAAAAAGAUACAGCAGCAGCUGUGAUGUACACAGUAGUCACCCCCAUGCUGAACCCAUUCAUCUAUAGCCUAAGGAACAAAGACAUGAAAAAAGCCUUGAGACUGCUCAUCACUAAAAAACCAGGAUUCACUCUAAGACUUUGA
This is a messenger RNA of Sarcophilus harrisii (Tasmanian devil), 945 nucleotides long. Its product is annotated as olfactory receptor 1361-like. Gene Ontology annotation, cellular component: membrane. Lineage: Eukaryota; Metazoa; Chordata; Mammalia; Dasyuromorphia; Dasyuridae. The record is from RefSeq and is a predicted model, not a curated record. Gene Ontology annotation, molecular function: G protein-coupled receptor activity; olfactory receptor activity. Gene Ontology annotation, biological process: G protein-coupled receptor signaling pathway.